AGUAUUUUUUGUCAAAAUUUGGAAUUUUAAAUAAACGGAAGGAAGAAAUGCCGCUUAACUGGUACCUAUUGAAGACGACCGGGUCGAUGACCAGGGCCAACACCUACAUUCGGAAGUUCACCGAGGGAUCAGAGCGCAGCGGCGUGCUCAGCACAGCCCCCAAACUGCCGAAGAAGAAAAGUACCACGUUCAGGGUCUCGGAAUUGGAUCGCAUUUCCUACCUUUCCUCUUCCUCCCGGAGGAGCAGGGGGACGAGCAACCGUUCGGGUCAGUUAAAAGAGCCCAAGAAAGCCCAAACGCUGGACACCUGUCCCUUGCACUCCAAUGCGAUCCCCAAAAAGGAGCCAGUGGUUCAGGACACUCCCUGCAUGCGGGAGUUUUUCAACGAGGUGCGGGAGCGGGAGCUCAAGAGCUACUAUCUGCAGAUGAAGGCUGCCCAAAGGGUUCCAGCUCCGGCCCAUUUGUGUUCGGACUGUGGCCUGCCAAAGCGGGACAAGAAGGAUCUUAGCCAGAACAUUUACUGUUCCGGAGAUAUGAACUUGCGGCGAAGUAGAGCUCAGCACGGUGAUCGGUGUAGGGAUCUCACUUGGUUGUGGAACUCCUCCGCGGCAUAUCCCCAUUCAAGAAUGAGUUGAGGAUGUCGCGGAAGUGUUUCCAUCCAUAAGUGAUCUUUUGGUUGUUCCACCGAUUUUCUAAAAUUUCUAAAAGUUAUUUUUGUAAAUAUCAACUAGCAAUGCCUUCGCUGUCAUCCCCCUUGGCACUCCCUUUCCCUCGUAGUUUCAGUCACCUUUUGAGACCCAAAUCUUUCGUAUCGCACUCAACUCAGCCCUAGCCUUCCAGAUCCCACCAUGUUUUCCAAUCCCGCCCAGGAGUCGGUGGGGACGCAAACGGAGGCCCAGCCGAAUCCCUUGCCCGUCUGCACCCCGCUGCUGAUGGUGGACGAAGAUGGAAGGAAGCGGUACUGCUAUCAUGGUGGAAAGUGCAAGUGCGCCACCUGCGCCAAGAUACGGGCGGAGCAGGCGGCGAAACUGGACCAGGAGCUGCUGUCCUACAUACCGCACUCGAAACUGCAUCUGGAGGUACCGGUUCGAAUGGCCAAGCCGAAGCAGUACCGCCUAGAGGCCCGACGAGCCGAUCCCGAGUUGGCCAAGUGGCUGCGCGAGGAUCACGAGCGGCUGAGGCGCGAGUACCCCACGUACUACCUUCCGGACCGCUACUUCAGUGAGAACUUCUACGAGGUGCCCGGGCCCCAGCACAAGGAGACCCAGACGGACAUCCCGAUUGGGCGCUACGGCAUCGAUGGCUGUCCCUGUCCCGACAAAUCGCGCUGCUACGAUAUGUAAUCCUGGCCAGGCUUCGGCUACGCAAAAAAUAAAAUGUUAAAUCAGUUUUUUA
Drosophila biarmipes is the source of this 1395-nucleotide messenger RNA. RefSeq lists its product as uncharacterized. The record is from RefSeq and is a predicted model, not a curated record. The transcript has a single exon. NCBI's taxonomy places the organism in Eukaryota, Metazoa, Arthropoda, Insecta, Diptera, Drosophilidae. The coding region runs from base 849 to 1343 and encodes 164 amino acids.